Hippocampus zosterae (dwarf seahorse) is the source of this 6032-nucleotide messenger RNA. RefSeq lists its product as uncharacterized. Gene Ontology annotation, biological process: microtubule anchoring at microtubule organizing center; regulation of microtubule cytoskeleton organization; protein localization to organelle. Gene Ontology annotation, cellular component: cytosol; Golgi apparatus. Gene Ontology annotation, molecular function: dynein complex binding; dynactin binding; cytoskeletal adaptor activity. The transcript is spliced from 10 exons. Bases 299 to 3097 code for a protein of 932 amino acids. The record is from RefSeq and is a predicted model, not a curated record. Lineage: Eukaryota; Metazoa; Chordata; Actinopteri; Syngnathiformes; Syngnathidae.
CGGAGCGGGAUGACGCCAAUAUGAAUCCCUUGAAUUGUCGGCGUUUUCUACGUUAAGAAACAGCAGAAAGCAAUGGCGCCUGCACACCCACUUUGCACUUCCAUCCGCGCAGCGCGUUCUGCUUGGAGCGUCAAGUAUUUCCGUCGCGUAAUGGCUAACAUCUACUUGCUAGCUGUCCGAUCAGCAUGCGUUUCCGCGUCGGGCUUUCACGCUCCCUUUCCCGGUCGAAUAGUUCAGAUGGAAAGACAGACGGACGGACAGACUGGCCUAGUGUGUUUAAAAAGGGCCGCAGCUCGGCAUGUCCUCCGAUGACAGCAGCCAUUUGAGAAGCUGGGUCGUGGCAAAGGGGAAACCACCACCGGACACACGAGCGGGUUUCGACUGCCGGACAACGAGUAGGCAGCUGGCGUUUCCAUCUUCGGUGAAUCCUGAGGAUGUGAGCAAAUUGUGGAGUAAUGAGAGUGAGGCUGUAAAGGAGGUCACAGGAGCAGGGAUGGAGAGCGUAGACCUCAGAGCUGAAGUGGUACGCCUGACUCUCGAGCUCCAGGAGGCCACAGAGGAGAAGCUGCAGGCCGCCCGCUAUGGGCUGGUGGUGCUGGAGGAGAGUUCAGCCCUCAAGAUCAAAAAUCAGCAACUGGAAGAGGAGCUUGAAGCCCUCAAAGUGGAACUGCAGCAGCUCAAAGAGGCCUUUGCAGAUUCUGUGAGUAGCCAGAAGCGCGCAGCCGCGGAUGGAGAAUGCCGGGAGGAGAGUCUGCUGCAGGAGACGGCAUCGAAGGAGGCUGCCAUGGCAACGCGCUUGGAAGAAGUCCAGGGAGAACUCAAGCAAGCACGACUGGCACUCGGAAAUGCCCAUGCGGAGAUUGAAAGGCUUGGGGUUGUCUCAACUCAGCUAAAGAAGGACUGUGCGUGUUUGGAGGCAGAGAAAGGGCACCUGAGGGAUGAGAUGAAGGAAUUUAAAGUGCGUGAGCUGCGCCAAUUGCAGGACAAUGGCGAGCUGGAGGAAGAGAACACAUCUCUUCAAAAGCAAGUGUCUGUGCUCAAGGAAAACCAGGUGGAGUUUGAAUCAUUAAAGCUUGAGCUGAACCAAAAGAACGAAGAGCAAGAGGAGCUGCGGGCCCAGAUGGGGGAGGCCGCGAGGCUGCGCGAGAUUGCCGAGCAUCAGUUGGACGAGGUCCUGGAAUCCCUGAAGGAGGAGAGGGAGCAGAAAAACAGUCUCCGCCGAGAACUCUCGGCUUUGACUCUGAACCCUUUUGAUUCUCUGGGCAACCUGGAGCUCCACUUGGACCACCUGAAUGACAGCCAGGAGGAGGGCCGCACCGGAGAGUCUAACGUUCAGGCAAAUGACCAGGACGCCGGUCCCAAUUCGGCUCACGUCGGCAACGCCAAAACUAAUGGCGUCACACAACGUUAUGCCACUCCACGCAACAGUGACAUAUUUCUGCGCGCUCCAGCUUCUGGUCUUGUUUCCGACCUCCUGAGUGAGCUCCACUUUUCAGACAGCCAGAAACUUAAACAGCAACUCCUUCAGGCAGAAAGAGAAAAGUCGAGUCUCGUCAGCAAGGUGGAAGAAUUGCAGAUGCAGCUGGUGAUGUCCAAGCAAGCACUGAGUCAGCACGAAGACAAAGUCGGGUCUCUCACCCAACAGCUGGAGGCUGUGCAGAGCCGCCAACAAAACAACCAGGAGGCAGACGAAGAGGAGGCCAGGACUGCGGAUGCUGCUGACGUCGUCUUUGACUACGAGGUCGACACAAAGAGCAAAGAAGUGCUGGAGGCACGUAUGCGUUCGGCCAGCGAAGAGCUUCUGAAGCUGCGGGAUGAACUGUCUCAAGCGGGCACUCGCUAUAACACCCUGGAACAACGAUACAAACAGGAGAAGGACCGCUGGCGAUCGGAGGCCCAGGAGCUGGCUGACAAGAUUCGCCAGUGCAUCAAGUCCAGCAGACAGGACCAGGAGCGGAUCAGUGAACUGGAGGUUGAGAUUGGAGCCACACGCAAAGUGGCCAGCGAUUCUGAAGGCCAUCUGAGCGUGGCGCAGGAAGAGCUGCUCGCCUUUUCUGAGGAGCUGUCCAACCUCUACCACCACAUUUGCGUGUGCAACAACCUGACACCCAAACGGGUCACGCUGGACUAUUACCGUGAAAGCGCCAGGGCACAUGGCGGAGCUGGCGCAAGAAGGCCGCUCCACAUCUCCACCCCGCCUACCUCCCAGAAGAAGCCACGCGCCAAUGACACCUUCAUCUCCAAAGCGGCGGCGUUGCAGUUUAUGGGCGAGGUGGACAGUUCGGGGUCCUCCGUUGACUCUCCUAGUUGCCCCGGUUCCCCCAAUCUGGAUUUCAGGGACCCCUCCAAUGUCCGCAAUUUGGUUGCGGUCAUCAGAUGCCAGAUCAAACACCUCCGGGUGGCAGUGGACCUGUGUCGCCAGCGGGGUGCCAUGCCUUACUCGGGGCUGAGUAGCAGUGUGGAGAUGGAGAGGGAUGCUGAAAGCCUGCUGGAGGAAGUACUCAAGCUCAAGUCCCUUCUUAGCACCAAGCGAGAACAGAUUGCUACUCUCAGAACGGUGCUCAAGGCCAACAAACAGACGGCUGAGUUGGCUUUGUCCAAUUUAAAAAGCAAGUAUGAGACCGAGAAGAGCAUGGUGUCUGAAACCAUGAUGAAACUCCGCAAUGAACUCAAAGCAUUGAAAGAAGAUGCAGCCACCUUCUCUUCACUCCGAGUCAUGUUUGCUAGUCGGUGCGACCAGUAUGUCACCCAGCUGGAUGAAAUGCAGAGGCAGCUAGCAGCCGCCGAGGAUGAGAAGAAGACACUGAAUUCCCUGCUUCGCAUGGCCAUCCAGCAGAAACUGGCCCUAACUCAGCGCCUGGAGGAUCUGGAGGCCCCCCACUCUCCUCACAGCUUGAACAGCAGCCCUCGCCGCUCCAGAGCCAAGGAGCUGGCCACCAAAUCGGGACGGGCGCCACGCAGCCCCAGAAACAGUCCGGCGCGCGUGCCCCUGAGGAGCAGCCCUCGCGCUAGUCCCGUUCUGGGGAGCAGCGUUCCCGUCAUGGCCACGCACCACCUGCGAGCUCUCACGCGAAGCCUCCACACAAGCCCACGCUGAAGCACUCCAUUACACCAACCCCUGUGUUCUCCGCAAGGACCCGUCUUCAUGUUGACUCCCCGGUUCCCUCCUCCCUUCCUGCCUCGAGACAUCCUGUUCAUCCCAGAUGUGCUGCUGCUUUCCCCGCAGAGAUGGACUUUUAAAAAGUAAAAUACAGCUCUCAUCCGACUCGCUUGCAUGCAGCCUGGAGGAGGAUGAAGAGAAAUAUGCGCUGCUUAUUCUUACUCUUAAUAUUAUUAUUAAGUGAAGUCAUUGACUGUGUCGUGUCCUAUGUGGUCUCAACUUCCAUCUGGUCUUGUGUAUCAAGGCUGUGCUGUGAGUUACCAUCGACAGUAUUUAUUCCAUUCAUCUACUGUGUUGACUGUCCUUCCAUUCAAGCCAAAAUCUCCUUAAGUGAGAUACGUCUUUGCAAUCUUGCCUUCAGCUUAACCAUGUGACCCCCGCCACCCUGCCCCAAGUUUGUUUUACACGGCAAUGCAGCCUUACUGACACUGUUGUUCUCCAAUAAGUCACAAGCUUGUUGUUAUUUAUCUCGGGGCUCCUUCAGUAAACAAGCGUUCCAAUCACAUUUUUAAAAUGUUUGGUUAUGCGUCUGUGGCCUGACCCACAAACCUUUUAACUAUUUGUCUGCAAACAAUCUUUUCUUGAACAGUGAGCCAUAAAGUUCUCCACCACAGGUAGAAAAUCAAUCAAUAAAUAAAUACAUCAUUGUGAUACAUUAUAAGGAAAAUCUUAGAUGCGCAUUUUAUUUUGCAGGCAGUCUCCAAUCUGAAAUGCACCAUUACUGGUAAAAGUCAUGAAGGUUCUCCCACAAUUUGCAAUUCGUCAAAGGUUGUAGCAGAAUCGUUAAGGGCAAGCUUUCACUUUCCUGACUCCAUUCAUAAAGCUUUGUCGAGCAAAUGUUGCUCAUUUCUCGGCUGUAUUUUAUCUCCAGAGUCUCCUAUCUGCCUUUUCUCCCGCCUCUGAACAUCCAAGAUGUUGCUUGAUGUGCAUUUAGAGGAGAUGCGGUGUCACCAUCUAGGUCAGGAAAAGUAUCUUCAGUUCCGUCCACUGAGACGACGACUAAGGCAAACAAGCAAGCCCUCUUGACAUUUCAUGUGUCGCAUAUGUCCACAAUUCACUUUUGCCAUGUUAACAAGAACAUUUCCAAUGUUAAUUAGGGAUAUUUGCAACAGUUUUGUAGAUAUCUGUAGCUCCAGUUUGCGAUUUAAUAAUGAAUUUCCCUCAAGUCAAGCAUCUCUCUGCAUGUCCCUUUUCAGAUAGAAUGACCACUCAAAAGGAUGUAGAUCGCUCAAAUUGGAAUAGGAUAUUACAUAACUAAAUGGCUGAUAUCUCUAAUUCAGUCUUGAAUAGCUCUAUCUGUUGAUUCAGUGGUAGCCUUGAGCAAGUUACUGAUCUCCCCAGUUGCUCCUGAUGCUGCGUCAUCACUUGGUAAAUGAGCGAAUCGUGCUUUGGUAUCAAAGGUAGAAAAGCGCUAUACAAGUGAAAGCCCAUUUAGUAGUCACAAUUACUUAAUAGAUAUCUUGAAUUAAAACAAAUCCAACUACGGUAUUCCAAAUGUGCUUUCAACUAGUUGAGGAGAAGUUACAGAUAUCUACAAUUCGAGCUGCGGACAGUUUUGCGGUCAAGUUUAGUGUUUCCCUGUUGCCGAGCAUGUCUGACUUAAAGGAAGUACGUGGAAGAAAAUAGAAAUGGUUCUUUGUUGGCUGGAGCUCAGAUCACGAAAUGCAGUAAAAGUCACAAGGUAGACUAGACACACAGUAAAUGUACAUGUUGACACGUCACAAUUAUUCACCUGGGAAUAACUGUUACAACAAAAACCGAGUGCAAAGCCAAUAGAGGCCACCUCCUGUUAAUUUCUUUCAUUUGUGCCUUUUGUUUUUGUCUGCUGUUUGAGACUGCUGUUUUUUUGUGUGUGUGUUUUUCAGCGUAUCACUGGAGCUUAUGAAUUCUUUUUGUCAUUUAAUCCUGUAAAUGAAGACCACGUGUUCCACUUAAUCACAUAUAAUAAUUGCUAUGCGAAUGGUGUGAUGGGUUUGUGUCAAAACUUUCACCCAUGGGAUAUUUCCCCCCCCCUCAACUACUGUACUGCCAUCAUUGCACUCAAAUGAUUUGGGAGAUCAAAUUGAGAUUCUGGUAACUUUGAACUGAAAUGGUCACCCAGAGUUGUAAAGAACCGAAGAAUCAAUCUGUUCAAUUGCUUCUGAAGCACCAACACAAACUUGCAGUUCACCACAUUUGUAGCUAGGUCACCACCCACUAGAGGAGGUGGUAAAUGAUUCCUUUUCCAGAGCAAUCAGGGAUUUUUUUAAAUUGGAGAUUGUCUGACAUAAACAUGUGAACCAUCACUCCAUUUGUUUUUGUUGCACUUGAAGAUUUAGAGUAGCCUCCUUUAAUAUAGCUUUGCAAUACUGAAGAUUGAAGUCUUCUCCCCCCCACCCCCCAUGACGUGGAAACUGCGCAGCACUGAAUAUGGUAGAUAUUAUAUUUUCACUUUUCACCACUUUUCUUUGGGUGUGUUUUUGCUGACAAAGCAAUGACUGACGAAAUGAAUGAUCUCUAUAUAUUUUGAAUCCGUUGUGAUCCUGAUUACACACAAGAACAAACGGCAUGGGAGGCAUUGUAAGGAUAUUUGCUUCGAGGGGGGACUUGGUUUUAUUCAUCUGUGCAACUUCUAGCUAAAAAGUGAAAUUAUUUGACAAGAGUGUUCUAACUUUUGAAGGCAAAACGAAUUUGUUAUUCUAUUUAAUUAAAUCAAUGUAAUUUAAUUUCUAUUGAGGAUUUUUUUGCUGUAUUUAUGUGCUCUGGUUUCUGUAUAAAUAGCCCAAGUGCAUUAUGCACACACUCCUGCAGUUUUGUUUGUACGCCCAGUCUGUUCAUUCUCCUGCAAACCAGAAUAAAGCAAACCAACACGGUACAGUGUACACCGACUGAA